CAUCAUGGCAGGUGGUGUAAGCACAGGUCAGAUCCAGUAAGAGAACAGCAGCAGAGAGGUGUCCCCGUCCUCUUCUUCCACAGGAUCAGGAUCAGACUAUGAAUCAGGAUGAAGAUCUAAAUUAUAUUAAUGCUUCAAAGACAUAUGUGAGCAGUGAUGAGCAGUAUAAGGAUGACAUUCCUGCAGGGAAAAAUCUGAUCUAUUUUAAUGCUAAAGACAUAAAGAAAGAAGAGGAGACAGAUGUUAGCGGUGAUGAGAAGUAUAAGGAGGACAUUUCUACUGGAAAAGAUCGGACCUAUAUUAAUGGUACAGAUAUAAAGAAAGAAGAAGAGACAGAUGUGAGCGGUGAUGAGCAGUAUAAGGAGGACAUUCCUACAGGGAAAGAUCUGAUCUAUAUUAAUGCUCUAGCCCUGAGGGUAAAAGAAGAGGAGACAGAUUUGAGCGGUGAUGAGCAAUACAAGGAGGACAUUACUACAGAUUCUUGUACCGGGAGAUCAGAGGAGAAUCUUAUAUCUUCAUAUUAUAAAGCAGAUGAUGAUAUCACACAAGAUACAUAUGAAGAACAUUCCAUUAUCCCAGAUACACCCUCAGCCCUUCACAGACAAGAUCUGUCAUCUCAUCCUGUUAUACCCGUCAUGUCUUCUGAUCCAUCACAGGCUGGUAAACAGAAUGAAAGCCACAGAAGGGUUGUUGGACAUGGAAAAACUAAUACAGAAAAGGAGCCAUUUUCUUGUUUAGAAUGUGGGAAAUGUUUUACUAAAAAAUCAAGACUUUUUGAACAUCAAAGAACUCACACAGGAGAGAUGCCAUUUCCAUGUCCAGAAUGUGGAAAAUGUUAUCGUUAUAAAUCAAAUCUUGUUGAACAUCUAAAAAUUCACACAGGAGAGAAGCCAUUUCUUUGUCUAGAAUGUGGAAAAUGUUUUCCUCAAAAAACACAGCUUUUUAAACAUCAAAGAACUCACACAGGGGAGAGACCAUUUCCAUGCCCAGAAUGUGGGAGGAGUUUCUCAAGAAAUUUAAGUCUUGUUGAACAUCAGAGAAUUCAUACGGGGGAGAAGCCAUUUUCAUGUUCAGAAUGUGGGAAAAGUUUUAUUCUGAAAUCGCAACUUGUUAUACAUCAAAGAACUCACACGGGGGAGAAGCCAUAUCCAUGCCCAGAAUGUAAGAAAUGUUUUACUCAGAAAAUACAUCUUGUGAAUCACCAAAGAACUCACUUAACAGAGAAGCCAUUUCCAUGCCCAGAAUGUGAAAAGUGCUUCUCAAUGAAAGCAAGUCUUCUUGAACAUCAUAAAUUUCACACAGGAGAGAAGCCAUUUAUAUGCUCAGAAUGUGGGAAAUGUUUCAAUUUGAAUUCACAACCUAUUGAACAUAAUAGAAUUCACACAGGAGAAAAGCCAUAUUCAUGUUCAGAAUGUGAGAAUUGUUUUAUUCUCAAAUCAUCUCUUGUUAAACAUCAAAGAAUUCACACAGGGGAGAAGUCAUUACAAUGCACAGAAUGCGAAAAAUGUUUUACUCAGAAAUCAUCUCUUGUCCAACAUCUGAGAAUUCACACAGGGGAGAAGCCAUUUUUCUGCCUGGAAUGUGGGAAAUCUUUUAUUUCAAAAUCAAUACUUGUACAACAUCAAAAAACUCACACAGGAAAGAGGCCGUUUCCAUGUCCAGAAUGUGACAAAUGUUUUACUCGUAAAUCAAUACUUAUUCAACAUGAGAAAAUUCACACAGGGGAGAAGCCAUUUUUGUGCCAAGAAUGUGGGAAAUGUUUUACUCGUAAAUCAUUACUUGUUGAGCAUCAGAGAAUUCACACGGGGGAGAGGCCAUUUAAAUGUUCUGAAUGUGGAAAAUCAUAUACCUUAAAAAAAACUCUUACUAAACAUCAAAGAAAGAGUUUUCAUGUCCAGUGUGUGGGAAACGUUUAAGGAAAGGACAUCUUGUUGAACACCAGAAAACCCACACAGAGGAGAAGCCAUUAUCAUGAACCAUAUGUGGAAACUUUGUAACCACAAGUCGGCUCUAAAUCAACUUAAAAAUAUUAUUCAGCAUAGGAAAAAUAUUUUAAUGAUCAGAAGGUGGGAAAGAUUUUACCCACGAAUAUAUAUAUAUAAUUGUUUUGUUUAUUUAAACCCGUCUUAUUUAGAACAAAAACAUAGCAGCAAAUCCAGCAGUACAGAUACAGAUAAAAUGAUCAUCUUUUAUUUAGGACCAGGUCAAUUUUAUUUUUGCUUUUUCAUUUUUUCCUCCUCGCCUUCUAAAAAUCGGAGCUCUUUUUAUAUUUUCAUUUACAGACUAGUAUGAGGGCUUGUUUUUUGCACGACCAGUUGUCCUUUGUAAUGACAUGAACCAUAAAAUGUAUGGCGCAACCAAAAAAAUACUAUUUGUGUGGGGAAAUUAAAAAGAAAACUGCAAUUUAGCUAAUUUCGUUUUCACGCCGUACAAUUUAAGGUAAAAGUGACAUGUGUUCUUUAUUCUCUGGGUCAAUACGAUUAAAAUGAUACCCAUGAUUACAUACUUUUCUAUUACUGUUGCGCUUAAAAAAAAAAUCGCACACUUUUUAACCAAAUUAGUACGUUUAAAAUCCCUCUAUUUUGACAACCUAACUUUUUCAUUUUUUUCUGUAUAAGCGGAGGUAUGAGGGCUCAUGUUUUGCGCCGUGAUUUGUGUAUAUAAAACUUUUAUAAAUUUUAUUUUAAAUAAUUUUUUUUAUAAAAAAAAAAGCAGCAAUUUUAGACUUUUUUUUUUACGUUCACACCGUUCACUGUACGGGAUCAUUAACAUGAUAUUUUAAUAGUUCGGACAUUUACGCGAGCGGCGAUACCUAAUGUUUUUUUUUUUUUUUUACACUUUUUGGGGGUAAAAUGGGAAAAAGGGACAUUUUACAUUUUUAUUGGGGGAGGAGAUAUUUCACAUUUUAUUAACUUUUUUUUUUACUUUUUCAUUUACACUUUAUAUUAAUAUACUUUUAUUUUCACUUGAAUGAGAUUCCUCUAUUGUCCAUUAUAAGUCACGUUAUGAUAGCAGUAGAAAAAGACGUGACAUGCACUAAUUUUUCUCCCAAUAUCUUCCUAACGGCCGGUACACUGACGGGCACAAACAUCAGUGUGAAAGGAGCCUAAGUCUUGGCAUCAAUACUGAAGAGUUUCUGUUUUACCGCACUUACUAUACAGUAAGUGUUUUACCGCACUUACUAUUUUGCUAUACAGUUCCCGUAUACGGUUUCAAGUUAAAAAGUGUACGGAACCGUAUAGAAAACCGUAUGCAUUGACUUAACAUUGUAAACCCUAUGUCAAACGCAUCAUCCGGUUUAGUCCGUUUUGCCUCUUAUACGGGUUUUGUCCGUUUUAUUUUCCCGUACCCAUAACCGUAGUCUACCACGUUUUUUGGUCCGGGUGAAAAAUCGUAUUAAACCGUAUAUGUUUUUUUUAAACAUGGGAGUCAAUGGGAACCGUAUGUGCGUACGGUUCCAUCCAGUUUUCACCAUACGGUUUUUGACUUUGCACAGUUUUUUAUUCUUGGAAUUUCAAUCAAACAAGUGAAACUUUAUUCAAAAUGGAAUGAAAAGUUAAAAACGUAUACGUUUUUUUCUUAAAAAACUGAUGCAACCGGACAUAAUUUUUCAAACUGUAUAGGGGUUCAAAUUUGUACACACGUUUUGAUACAGUUUAGUCAGGUUUUCAGGAAAUCCAUUUGGAUCUGUUCUGAUUGGGAUUUGAGAUGCUUCCGGACCUUCCGUGCUCCUUCCAUUACGUCUGUAGAAGAGAAUAUAACCAUUAUAGCCAAAGUCAGGUUACAUAUAAUAAGGAAUGGGAGGCAUUAGGAUUGUAUAAUGUAUGAAAUUACUAAUAAAUGUCCCAGCAUAGAUCCCACAUAUUGCGUUAAUUUUUUUAUUUAGGACACUUUCUAUUUUUAAAAUCAAUCAUUUUAUAAGAGGCAAUUGUACUACCUGUAUACCACCCUGCAAGAGAGUCUCCUAUCCAGUGAAAUGAAGUAGGUUUUGUGGUUUUAACACUUUAAUAAUUGUACAGGGUGUGUAAUGACUAUCAAAUGUAGGCCCACUGUGCCACCAAGUCCCUACUUCUGGUCUCAGUAUAGGUGGCAGCUAGCCUUCCAGGCCAAAAAGCACUUAGGGGGUUAGACAGAAGACGAGUGUAGUCCAAGGUCUAAGCCUUGUAUGUUAGGUAUGUAGGCCGUUAUCAUGCAACGGGUCAGGGCAGGCAGCACAGAAUUUGGGGAUAGGCUAAAGUCCAACAUAGGUAGGCAGCAGGAUACAAACAGCAGGCAGAGAUGAGGUUAGGAAAACUGUCAGGGUCAUACACAGAAACACCACUGCAUACACAUGAACAUCUUCACGGGAACUCUAACAAGCCGGAAACCUUUGCUCAGGUAGGGUUGAGCUGAUGAAGCCUCCUUACAGAGCAGGCACUAGAUAGAGAUUGUAUGUGGAUUGAUUUGGGUUGAGGCGCUGGCUCUUUAAGAGGCAGGAAAGAAGUGUGCACGUACCCUAUGGGCAGAGCCAGGAGCAGCAACGGGACGAGCACGGACUGGGCCGAGUGGUGUGAAGCUAAGCCGGCGGUUGCAGUCUGCCAGUGUUUUAGUAUUAUAUAUUACUGGUAUAAUUUCAUUCACAUAUUAA
Hyla sarda is the source of this 4627-nucleotide messenger RNA. Its product is annotated as gastrula zinc finger protein XlCGF26.1-like. Bases 99 to 1916 code for a protein of 605 amino acids. Gene Ontology annotation, molecular function: DNA-binding transcription repressor activity, RNA polymerase II-specific. Gene Ontology annotation, biological process: negative regulation of transcription by RNA polymerase II. Lineage: Eukaryota; Metazoa; Chordata; Amphibia; Anura; Hylidae. The record is from RefSeq and is a predicted model, not a curated record. The transcript is spliced from 4 exons.